AUGGUUAAACGAAGGACCGGCUGGUUCGCUGAGGGAGAGGACUAUGGCGGUGCAGCUAACUUGGGCUUGCGACGACGCUGGCCAAGCCACGAGUUGGGACUCAGGCAGGGAUUCUUCACUUUUGCUCGUACGCUGACCAAGGCAAGCGAGAGGAGCAUUGGUCGAGAGAGUGAGAUGUCCAGUGUUGCUGGGAAGGAAGCUAAUGGUGGCCGCAAGCGGAGCACGAAUAUCAUUGAUUAUGGAUUGUUGAUCGCCAUGUUCCAAACUUCAACGCAAGUCAUCAAUUGA
Histoplasma mississippiense is the source of this 288-nucleotide messenger RNA. RefSeq lists its product with no specific name. The transcript has 3 exons. The record is from RefSeq and is a predicted model, not a curated record. Bases 1 to 288 code for a protein of 95 amino acids. Lineage: Eukaryota; Fungi; Ascomycota; Eurotiomycetes; Onygenales; Ajellomycetaceae.